AUGGCCACAAUCAAAUCCGAAGCAAUGCCGCAGGCCCAGGAUGUCUCUAGCAAGGAGGACUUUUCCAACAGCGCGUCCUCCGUCCUUGAAGCUGGGAGACAACCCGAAGAAGAGCCUCUGGCCCCGGUCCGAAAUGUCCAUGGAAUCAAGUGGGUGCUGGCGUACGCUUCUCUCAUUUCCACCGUCCUUUUCUACUCCCUUGACGGAACCAUUGUCGCCGAUAUUCAACCGUCCAUUGUUGUGACCUUGGGGGAGAUUGAUAAGUUGCCCUGGAUCGGGGUGGCCAUCGCGCUGGGAACGAUCGCCAUCCUUCCACUGGGCAAAGCCUACGGGAUCUUCAAUGCCAAAUGGCUGUUCUUGUCGUGUGUCACCGGCUUCGAAGUGGGCAGCGCGCUCUGCGGGGCGGCUCCCAAUAUGAACGCCUUGAUCGUGGGACGAGUCAUCCAGGGGGUGGCGGGCUGCGGUUGCUAUAGUGGUGCCUUGACCUACAUCUCCAUGACUACCUCCAAGAACGAGCGCCCCCUGUACCUGUCCGGGGUCGUCGCCAUGUGGGGUCUGGGGAGCGUUUUAGGUCCCAUCAUCGGCGGCGCAUUCGCGCAGAGCAGCGCGACCUGGCGGUGGGCGUUCUAUAUCAACCUCGUCGUGGCCGCGCUCGUCGCCCCGGCCCUGAUUCUCUGCCUUCCCAACAUCAACCCCGUCGACAUGCCGUUUAUGCAGAAGCUCCGGACCCAGGACUGGGUGGCCAUCGUCAUUUUUCUCGGGGGCGCCGCCUCGCUGACCAUGGCCAUCACGUUUGGCGGGGUCACCUUCGCCUUCCAGGACGGCUCCGAGAUCGCGCUGUGGACGGUGACGGGGGUGCUGCUCGUCGUCUUCAUCCUCGUCACCUGGCUCCAUCCGCUGGUCCCCGCCGAGAACCGGCUGUAUCCCAUCCACCUGAUGAAGCGCAUGGAGAUCAACAUCCUGCAGUAUGCGAUUUUCGUCGCCUCGGGCGCCAUGAUGAUCACCUUGUAUUACACCCCGUUGAUCUUCCAAUUCACCCGCUCCGACGGGCCCUUGAUGGCCGGGGUUCGCCUCCUGCCCUUUGUUUGUCUCAUCGUCUUCUUCGGCAUUGUCAACGGCGCACUCAUGCCGAAGUUCGGCUAUUACAUGCCGUGGUAUGUCUUUGGAAAUGCUAUGAUUCUUAUCGGGUCAUCGCUGAUGCUGACCAUCGACGCAAAGACUUCGACCUCCCGAAUCUAUGGGUACACCGCGGUAAUUGGCGCCGGGGUGGGUUCAUAUGUGACCGCGGGAUUCGCCGUGGUGCAGGCCCUGAUCCCCCUCGCAGACAUGAACAAUGCCGUCGGCUUCAUGGCAAUUGGUCAAAUGAUGGGUCAAAUUGUUCUCCUCAGUGUCGCCGCAUCCUUGUAUCAGAAUAUCGGGGCCAACAAGCUGCACGACCUUCUCCCCGCGUAUUCCCGCGCCGAAGUGCAGGAUUUGACGACUGGCCGACAGAGCACGUUGUUCCAAACCCUAAGCCCGGCGCUGCAAACCCAAGUCAUCGCCGAGGUGACCCUCGCCAUCCGCAACGUCUUUGCCAUUCUCGUGGCUGCCUCGGCCCUGGGGUUCAUUGGUUCCCUGUUCUUGAAGCGCCAUAAAUUAUACUAA
Molecule: messenger RNA, 1644 nt
Organism: Aspergillus saccharolyticus JOP 1030-1
Lineage: Eukaryota; Fungi; Ascomycota; Eurotiomycetes; Eurotiales; Aspergillaceae
Product: MFS general substrate transporter
Exons: 6
Coding region: 1-1644 (547 amino acids)
Biological process (GO): transmembrane transport
Molecular function (GO): transmembrane transporter activity
Source: RefSeq, a predicted model, not a curated record